AUGGAGUUCCCUUGGUAUUCUGUUAUUAUUCCUCUGUUUGUUUUCAUUUUCUUUCUUCAAAGGUUCUUCUUUACUACUUCCAAUAAUAACAAAAAAUUACCACCAUCUCCAAGAAAGCUCCCAAUCAUAGGGAAUUUGCACCAACUUGGGUCGCAUCCUCACCGUUCUCUCCAUAAAUUAUCCAAAAAAUAUGGUCCAGUCAUGCUACUUCACUUGGGCAGCAAACCAGUGCUCGUUGCUUCCUCUGUUGAUGCUGCUCGAGAUAUCAUGAAAACACACGAUCUUGUAUGGUCAAGCAGACCUAAAUCAAGCAUCGCUGAUGGACUUAUAUAUGGCUCCACAGAUGUGCCAUUUAGUCCCUAUGGUGAAUAUUGGAGACAAAUUAGAAGCAUUGCCGUGCUUCACCUACCCAGCAACAAAAGAGUCCAAUCUUAUCGUGAUAUCAGAGAAGAAGAAACAUCGAACAUGAUUGAAAAAAUCAGGCAAGGUGGUGAUUCUUCGAAUUCAGUGAUAGAUAUGAGAGAUGUUUUAAGUUGUAUGACGAAUAACAUAAUCAGCAGAGUGACCACAGGAAGGACAUACAAUGGAGGGGACAGUGGAAUACCUGUUAAGGCUCUUCUAGAAGAGCUUCUUAUACUUUUAGGUAUAUUUAGCAUUGGGGAUUAUAUUCCAUGGCUUAAAUGGGUCGAUAAAAUCAACGGUCUAGACAGUAGAGUGAAGAAAGUAGCUAAAGAUUUGGAUGCAUUUCUAGAGAGCGCUAUUGAAGAAGGCGUGACUAGGAACAAGAAAGCAGAAGGCAGUGCGGGUGAACCUAAAGAUUUCGUGGGCGUUUUGCUGGAAAUUCAGGAUGGAAAGGAGACUGGUUUUCCUCUUCAAAGAGAUUCACUGAAAGCUAUCCUUUUGGACUCAUUUACUGCUGGGACGGAUUCAAUAUAUACAACUUUAGAGUGGAUAAUGACAGAGCUUUUGAUGCAUCCAAGAGCCAUGGAAACAUUACAGAAUCAAGUGCGAGGAUUAGCCCAAGGAAAAGCAGAGGUAACAGAGGACGACUUAGCUUCACCACAAGGCAGAAGGGGCUGCCCCGGAUCUGUUUUUGCUAUUGUGGCGAUUGAGCUAGAAUUAGCAAGGAUUGUGCACAAGUUCAAUUUAGCAUUACCAAAAGGAGAAGAAUUGGACAUGACUGAAUGCACUGGGCUCACUAUUCGUAGAAAAUCACCUUUGCUAGCAUUGGCUACUCCAUACUCUACUUAA
Molecule: messenger RNA, 1251 nt
Organism: Solanum stenotomum
Lineage: Eukaryota; Viridiplantae; Streptophyta; Magnoliopsida; Solanales; Solanaceae
Product: cytochrome P450 71A4-like
Exons: 2
Coding region: 1-1251 (416 amino acids)
Molecular function (GO): monooxygenase activity; oxidoreductase activity, acting on paired donors, with incorporation or reduction of molecular oxygen; iron ion binding
Source: RefSeq, a predicted model, not a curated record